GUUUUACCCAUAAUACACAUACGCAAUACACACUAUCUUCUGUUUCUUGAAAUUUCCAAGAUUUGCAAAACCUCAGAUUCGCAAAACCUACCCACCAUUCCCAUAAAUGCCAAAAAUUCACCCUAUUUUACAACCAUUUUUAGAGAGAGAAAUUUCUAGAGAGAGAACCAAAAAGACAGGGAGACUGCUAAAGUGAGGUGUGAAGUUUUGGAAGCAUAUACAGAGCGUUUAUAAUUAAAUAAUUCAGUGUGAAACUCAUAAAUUCAGGAAAAAAAAGAAAAAUUCAAUUUUUUUCACAAAAUUGUAGAUUCAAAGCUGAAAUUAUUUACCAGAGGGACAAUCUACGAUCUGGGUUGUCCCGAAUUUUUGCGGUAUUUAAUUUUCUCUCUCUAAAAGUUUAAUUUUCUCACUCUACCAAAAUCAUGCCAUCGGGUGCUAAGAAGAGAAAAGCUGCCAAGAAAAAGGCGCAAAAGCAAGCCCAUAACACUGAUGGGUCUCACCUUCAAGGGAUUGAUGAGACGAAAUCACAUGAUGAGAGGGAGAGUGAUGGUGGUGAAGGUGAGAGAGAGUCUUCUGAGGAACGUGGUGUGAGUAAGAAUGAAGAGGGUGAGCAAAAUGUUGCGGAAUUUUCGAAGGAGGCGAAGUUGAAGGAGAAUUAUGAUGAUGAUGAGGUGAGGGUUAAUGUCGAGGAUGAUGUUAGAGGGACUAAGAAUGGGAAACAUAAAAGUUCGAGCUCGAGUUCCAGUGGUAGCAGUUCUGAUGAUGAUGAGAUUGCAGUUGAAAAGGAGAAAUCAGUGGUUUCUGAGGUCCAGAGCUCACUUCCAGAAGCAUCCAGGGAGGAUUCAGUGAUUUCCGAGGUGGUCUAUGGUUCGGUUGAGGAGAGUAUCCCUGUUGAAGAGUCAGUUAAGCAAGUGGUUUCCUUGCCACAAGAGGUGAAGACUGAGAGUGUGAGUGCGGAUGUUGAGGAUCCGGUGAUCACUCAUGUUAUUGAGUCAGAAAAAAAGCAAAACCUGGAUGAAGUCUUAUCAGCAGGUGAAAAACAGACAGUUUCUCCUGGAGUGACAGAAUUUCUGCAAGAGAAGAUUGAGAAAAAAAUUAUUCAAGCUCAGGAAGAGGGUCCUAGGAACCAAUCUGAAUCCGCAGACAUCACAGCAAGAAAUGGUGAAGGUUUGCCACAGUCUUCUGGUGUAACGUCUGCGGAUGCUUGUUUUGAGGAUAAUCAUGUGAAAGAAUCAGAGACGCAGAAAUAUGUUGAGGAACAGCCUUUGGCACCUUCUGCUCCACUGCCAGUUCGACGAACCUCCUUGAUGAAUUGCUGUGGGCUUCUUGAAGUUUUCUCAGGUGGUGCCAGUAGAUAAAUUUAGCAUUUCUUUGGGUUUUUAUUUAAUGCAGAGGCAAAGUAUCAACUUUCAAGUUUCAAAUUCAAGCAAUGUCAACUCGUCAAGAGUAGAAGUUUCGCUAUGAGAAGUAGAGAACAUGGUUAUAUAGGAAAUUAUUGAUACAUAGACUUUUUUUAAGGAUCUUCAAGCUUUCCCUGAUAGAAUAUUUUAAAUUCAAUGUACUACAUAAACUGUUCGGUGUCUAUUAUAGUGCUUUUGUUGAUAGUCCGGUUAAUAUCAGAGCGUUGUCCCAACGCUCUGGUUUUUGGUCCUGCACAUGGAAGUGCAUUUUGUUUGUUCUGUUUUUGGGCAUUUGAUGUAUGGUUUAAAGAAAAGAGUCUGCUUUUGAUACGCAAGAUUACUUGCUCUAGGUUGAUCAGCACUCUAGCUUUCUCUGUAAUUUUAGUCAUGCUGUUAAACUUUGCUGUAAAUGCAUAUUCUGUUCAAUAAUCAGAUUUAUGGCAAUACAUCCUUCAAUAGCUGCCAUUUAAGACA
This is a messenger RNA of Chenopodium quinoa (quinoa), 1874 nucleotides long. RefSeq lists its product as uncharacterized. The transcript is spliced from 4 exons. Bases 423 to 1358 code for a protein of 311 amino acids. NCBI's taxonomy places the organism in Eukaryota, Viridiplantae, Streptophyta, Magnoliopsida, Caryophyllales, Amaranthaceae. The record is from RefSeq and is a predicted model, not a curated record.